CAGAGAAGUCUUGCCGAGGCCCGACCGAACUUUGAUCAAUAUCAUCCAGAGAAGCUUGCCGAGGCCCGACCGAACUUUGAUCAAUAUCAUCCAGAGAAGCUUGCCGAGGCCCGACCGAACUUUGAUCAAUAUCAUCCAGAGAAGCUUGCCGAGGCUCGACCGAACUUUGAUCAAUAUCAUCCAGAGAAGCUUGCCGAGGCCCGACCGAACUUUGAUCAAUAUCAUCCAGAGAAGCUUGCCGAGGCCCGACCGAACUUUGAUCAAUAUCAUCCAGAGAAGCUUUGCCGAGGCCCGACCGAACUU
Molecule: messenger RNA, 303 nt
Organism: Mesorhabditis belari
Lineage: Eukaryota; Metazoa; Nematoda; Chromadorea; Rhabditida; Rhabditidae
Source: the annotation of a GenBank genome assembly